Messenger RNA from Dioszegia hungarica, 1530 nucleotides. RefSeq names its product transporter-domain-containing protein. Lineage: Eukaryota; Fungi; Basidiomycota; Tremellomycetes; Tremellales; Bulleribasidiaceae. Gene Ontology annotation, cellular component: membrane. The record is from RefSeq and is a predicted model, not a curated record. The transcript has 12 exons. Gene Ontology annotation, biological process: carbohydrate transport; transmembrane transport. Gene Ontology annotation, molecular function: carbohydrate:proton symporter activity. The annotation marks the transcript as partial.
GACAAUACGAAUGAGCUAUGGUGGAAAGACCAGGGGAUCAGGAAGAAUGUGUUCCAUUGCUUUGGGCUCUGUCUUUGCGUGUUCUACCUAGUACAUGACCAGUCGCUCCUCACGGGUCUUCAGGCGCUCCCUCGCUGGAACGCCUACUUUGGCUCCCCCACAGGCAACACCCUCGGUCUUAUCGCCUCCAGUAUCUUCCUACCAUCUAUCAUCACCGCUUUCGCAGGCGACUACAUCGCAGCUCACUACGGCCGCAAGAUCGCCGUCUGGAUCGGAUCGGUCAUCAUCAUCGCCGGAGCCAUCCUCAACGCCGCCGCUCAGAACACUGGACAAUUCGUCGGCGGGAGAAUCCUCCUGGGGUCGGGCGGAGCCAUCACCAAGGUCGGCGCCCCGGCGCUACUCCACGAGAUCGCCCAUCCCAGAUUGAGAGGGAUCAUCGGUGGAUGCUACUACGGCUUCUACUACUUUGGAUCGUUCACGAGCGCCUGGCUGACUUGUGAGCUAUUCCACGACUGGUCCUGGCGCAUGCCUUGCGUCUUCCAGGUCGUCGGUCCCUCUCUUGUACUGCUCAUCACCUGUACCGCCCCUGAGUCUCCUCGUUUCCUCAUCGACCACGACCGCAAUGAGCGCGCGCUCCAGAUCCUCGCCAAGUACCACGCCAACGGGGACGAGAGCGACGCGCUGGUCCAGUGGGAGUACCAGGAGAUUUGCUCCGCCAUCGCCAAGGAGCGCGAGAUGAAGAAGACCUCCUACCUCGACUUCUUCCGCACCAAGGGUAACCGCAAGCGGCUCUUCGUCCUCUGCACGCUCAGUGUGGCCACCAAUUGGGCAGGAAACGGUAUCAUAUCCUACUACCUCGCACCGGUCCUUCGUCAAGUCGGAGUGACUGACCCGAGUCAGAUCACCGGUAUUAAUGGAGGUCUGGCAGGAUACAACUUGGUGCUCGCGCUCGCCGCUGGACUGAACGUCGAGCGCGUGGGAAGACGCCCAUUGUUUUUUGCUGGAUUCAUCGGGAUGUUCUUCUCAUACUGCUUUGUCAUGGGCUUGUCAGCUGGAUAUGCCAACACCGGCAACUCCAGCAUGGGCAUUGCGGUCAUCCCGUUCUUGUGGUUCUUCUAUGGCUUCUAUGAUAUCAGUCUUACUCCCCUACCUUACCACUACACUAGUGAAAUCCUGCCCUACGCCCUCCGCUCCAAGGGUCUGGCCAUUUUCACAAGUGUGCAAAAUUGCGCCAAUGCGUUGAACCAAUGGGUAAAUCCCAUAGCGUUGGCUGCUAGUAAGUCCAUUCAUUACGCAGUCUACCUCGUGAUUCUCCUCUUCCUGAUCGCCUUCACAUAUUUCUUCAUCGUUGAGACUCGAGGACUUUCGCUCGAGGAGAUCUCAUUGGUAAUGGAUUAUGGUCGCAAGGAAGGGCGAGAGAAGGCGAAGGAAUUGGGCGCUCACAAUGCCCACGUCGAGGCGAAGGAUGGGAUGGACGGAGCAAGUCAGCACGGGGACAAGGCGGUGGCUGGACAUGUGGAGCGCGUUUAG